Molecule: messenger RNA, 2766 nt
Organism: Cyprinus carpio (common carp)
Lineage: Eukaryota; Metazoa; Chordata; Actinopteri; Cypriniformes; Cyprinidae
Exons: 12
Coding region: 1-1050 (349 amino acids)
Source: RefSeq, a predicted model, not a curated record
AUGGCGACAGAAAAUGAUAAAAUGCCCAGCAGUCAACAUACACAUGGUGGAGGCUAUCUGUGCAAUCUCUCUGGAUGGAACAUUAGUGUGUUUGCGUUUCUCAACAACACUGAUCUGUACACUGGACCCGAAAAUGACCAGAGACUCUUCUCCUGCAACUUCCCACCAGACGACAGCAAAUGUCCCGAUCUGAACAUAUCUAUGCAUGAAAACACCAGCACUCCAAUACAAGACACCUCGAUUUUAAAAACCAUAACUUCCGCAAACCCAGCCAACUAUUCGCUUAAAACAACUCCACUAUCUUUCCAAGCAACAGCUUCUACGGAUGGGCUGAAGUGUCAACCAAGCAGCAGCAGUUUCCUCUUUUACUACCAAGAGCAAAAUGAAACAGCAAGAUCAGCUGCAUUACAAGCGACGCAAACAAGAAAAAAUGGCCGGUGGUGUGUGAUCACUUCGGUGUGGUUGGCUCUGGUACUGACUGUGCUUGUGGUGACACUAGUGAGUGUGGGCGGUCUGAUCUUCAAGAGCAGAAAACGAAAGUCCAAUUUGGCCACAUUUGUGCCUGUUUCAGCCAGUGGACAUCAGUGCAAAGAGCUCAAGAAACAAAAAGGAAAUUUAAUGAGAGAUGCCCCUGAUGUGUCCAUAGCAAUGUGCAGCAUAAGUGUAGGCACAGAAAUGGUAUCAGACGGUGCUUCUGAGUUAUUGCCAUGUCCAAGGAACUUGGAGGACUACCAUGAAGGCUACCAUGAUGGUGGUGUAUUCUCUCAGAUCUCUUCAGUGGAGAACAGAACAGACGAACACCAUAUGAAAGUUGCUGAUCUCAAGAGAAGAUUGUCACCAGUCUAUGAGAUUACAGAGUCCUCAUUAGAUGAAGAAGAGAAAAGUGAAGAUGAGGAAGAGGGGCAAUGUAAUGUCUCAAUAACAAAGGAAGAGUUUAUAAAGUCAAAUCAGCUCCAACAUCUGGCAGCACAGGGCCACUGUGAACCACCGACUUACCUGCAUCAUCGAAGCUUUUCUUGUUCCUGUCAUGAAGAAGACGUGGAGCUUUAACAACUUAAAUCUAAAAGAAACAGCAGAGGCACUUUAUUAAAUAGCCCUAGAUUAUUUAUUUAUAACAUGGCAGGGGCCAGUUAACUUAAGCAUGCUUUCUUCAGAGCAAAACAUCAUUCUAACAUCAAACAUAAACUCUAGAACUGCCACCAAAUUAGACAAGAAUCCCAUUAUACUCUUACUUGAAUGUGUAUCUGCACAUUGUUGUUUAUAAUGAGAGAAGUCAGCGAACGCACACGCUGAACAAAACACCGGCGUUUCAGCGAGGACUCAUCUGAACGCUGCUGAUUGGCCACUGCGUUCAUAAAAACAACUGAAUUGUGUGUGAUUGGUUAUAUUUUGAUCUGCUCAUGGUGCAUCAUAUUUCUUAUUAUGCGUUUUACUGCGCUGUGCAUCGCAGUAAAACGCAUAAUAAGAAAUAUGAUGCACCAUGAGCAGAUCAAAAUUUGAUGUCGCAAUAAACACUUUUCAUUUCAUUUCAAUCACAACAGGCGUAAAUUUCAAAUAGGAAUUUUAAUUGUAAGUGUUGGAGAAUUUGAUGUUUCCCAUUCUGAAGAGCUGCCCUUGCAUGCCCGAGAGGCCUUUCAAAUAUGUCCGCUGAGUGACUUGCCUUAAAGCAGGCGUGUCAAACACAAUUCCUGGAGGGCCGGAGCCCUGCAGAGUUUAGAUUCAACCCUAAUUAAACACACCUGAUCAAGUAUUUCAGGUUUAUUUUAAAACUACAUGAAUGUGUGUUGGAGCAGGUUUGGAACAAAACUCUGCAGGGAUCCGGGCCUCCAGGAAUUGAGUUUUACACACCUGACUUAAAGGGAUUUAUUUAUUUUUUUCAGCUGUUAUUUCAGCUAACGGUUUGCUUUGUACAUUCAGUUUAACAACAUUAAGUUAAAGUUAAAGACUGCCCGCGGUGACUCAGGACACUGUUCAAAAUCCUGCCACUCCACUCACAUAGUUUUCCAUAAAAUCACAUUAUAUUUGUCCCAAAUUAUUGUUAAUGUACAUAAUGACUUCAUCCUAGGCUGGAAGAUUGAGUAUUGUGCAUCUUUCAGCACAUUUGUUUUUCUCUCCGUGUUUUAUACGUACAGUACGGUACUAUAAUAAUAGCCAUAAAUUGCAUUUCUCUUUUCGUUUGCUGUUUUGUCGAACACCAUACUUCAAACUCAUCGAUACAACUUUGCUCAUUCCUAAAGCUUUAUUUUAACUUUUUUGGACUGUUGUCUUGAACUCAGGUGCAAUACCUGCGAGUUGUUAUUAAUUAUAGUUUCAUGUCGCUCACACAGUCCAAUGCUGAAAAAAUUUGUGGGAACAUAAUUAUACAUAAUUACCAGUCUAAUGAGAUUUGAUAAUUAUAUAACACCAGUCUAAAGCUCUUGUGGUUAUUAAAAUAAUAUCCAUGUUUCCAUAAUGCAUCUUCACUUCAUCAUAGUUCACCCAAAAAUUAAAAUGACCCCAUGAUUUACUCACCCUCAAGCCAUCAGGUGUAUAUGACUUUCUUCUCUGAGACGAAUACAAUCGGAGUUCCGCCAAAGUUUGUAAUAUUACAUAAUAAUAUAUAAAGUUUUAAAUAUAGAUAUUUAUCUUACACAAAUGCACCGCUUCACUUCAGAAGGCCUUUAUUAGCUUCUGUUACAUUUGAUGUACAAAUAUCUGUAACUAAAAACAGUGAGAACUGAAUAUUUUCACAACAGAUGCUGAAUAAAAACCACACAGUACUGAGAA